AGUUGUUUGCUGCUGUCGUAUUGUGUGUCGGAAAUGAGACAGCAUUGAUCAUUCCAGCACUAAACGCCCGUCACCCUGACGCUUCUGACAACGAGAAGCUCGAUAAGCACGAGGCCUCGAGGUUACCUUCGGAAAAGAGUAACCCCAAGAGGGUAAAUGAAGGUUACCCUCGGAAAAAGAGUAACCGCAAGAGGGUAAAUGAAGGUUACCCUCGGAAAAAGAGUAACCGCAAGAGGGUAAAUGAAGGUUACCUUCGGAAAAAGAGUAACCCCAAGAGAGUAAAUGAAGGUUACCCUCGGAAAAAGAGUAACCGCAAGAGGGUAAAUGAAGGUUACCUUCGGAAAAAGAGUAACCCCAAGAGGGUAAAUGAAGGUUACCCUCGGAAAAAGAGUAACCGCAAGAGGGUAAAUGAAGGUUACCUUCGGAAAAAGAGUAACCGCAAGAGGGUAAAUGAAGGUUACCCUCGGAAAAAGAGUAACCGCAAGAGGGUAAAUGAAGGUUACCUUCGGAAAAAGAGUAACCCCAAGAGAGUAAAUGAAGGUUACCCUCGGAAAAAGAGUAACCGCAAGAGGGUAAAUGAAGGUUACCUUCGGAAAAAACGUAACCCCAAGAGAGUAAAUGAAGGUUACCCUCGGAAAAAGAGUAACCGCAAGAGGGUAAAUGAAGGUUACCUUCGGAAAAAGAGUAACCCCAAGAGGGUAAAUGAAGGUUACCCUCGGAAAAAGAGUAACCGCAAGAGGGUGUCACAGCGGCGUGUGAUGGACGAGGUGUCGCACCAACGCUUCAGCAAAUAG
This is a messenger RNA of Hyalella azteca, 794 nucleotides long. RefSeq lists its product as uncharacterized. The annotation marks the transcript as partial. Lineage: Eukaryota; Metazoa; Arthropoda; Malacostraca; Amphipoda; Hyalellidae. The record is from RefSeq and is a predicted model, not a curated record. The transcript has 3 exons.